AUGGCGGCCUUUUCGGAACCCGGCAGCGGGGCUGUCCGGAGGUUGGGGAUCAAUGGAGUGGGUGGCUGGCUGGUCGGGAUGGCCCGCAGCCACGAUCUCCACCCCAACGUGGACGCAGCGGGUGCCGUGUUAGCCGGACCCUGUUACGAACCAGAUCUCGCUGGGCCUGUUCCGCCUCGUGCCGGCAUCGACCCACAGCCGGCCGACGCGGCUGCUUACGCCACCCCCGAGUGA
Messenger RNA from Gaeumannomyces tritici R3-111a-1, 234 nucleotides. RefSeq lists its product as hypothetical. The coding region runs from base 1 to 234 and encodes 77 amino acids. The record is from RefSeq and is a predicted model, not a curated record. The transcript is spliced from 2 exons. NCBI's taxonomy places the organism in Eukaryota, Fungi, Ascomycota, Sordariomycetes, Magnaporthales, Magnaporthaceae.